GAUCUACUAGUAAAAAGUGGUGCAAACUGUUGGUAAAAAUUUCUUUAGAGAUUCAAUGGCGAUGAGAAAAAUUAAACAAUUGAUUUUUAGUAGGUUUUCAUAGUCUGCGUUGGUAGAACUGGUAGCUUCCCCAUUUGGCAUUUCUCAGGUGCAGUGUCGUGUGCUUACACCUUACUGCUAAUUGAUAAGAAAAAGAAGUAGGCCUUCCCUUGUUAAUUGUAUCAAUGUGUGGAAAUGGUGUGCAAGGAAGAUGUUGUUUCGUGGUUUAAGAGUUUACAAAGUCAUACACGCAUAGAUGUCAUGUGUAACCUGUUUAAUUUGUGCUUACCCUUCGAACUACGGUUCCUAGGCACAUGCCUGGAAGACCUCGGAAAACGAGAUUUUCAUGAUCUCAGGACUACCGAAACUUCGGCUAAUAACCCUUCAGAAUUAAGUUCUCCAGACUUUCAGUGUAUCAGUGAUAAGCGUGCUCGAACUAAGUUGGCUUUAUACAUAUCGCUGCUUCAUUCUUGUAACUAUGCAUGCUCUAAUGGUUUUUAUAAAAUCCUCUCUAACAUUGAAGAAGUGAACCAUCUUAUUAAAGUUAAUGGUGUAUCUAGUGCAGAUGAUGAAGUUUUGGAAGAACUUCUUUUGAUAUACACCUUGGCUUUAAACCAUCCUGCAUUUACUUUUGAGCAAAAACUCUACUUAGGUGAAGUUUUUACUAAGCUUCAGCAAGAAGAUGAUCGAAGACAAUGUGUUAAACGGACUAGAUCGGUGCAAGGAUCAUCGGGGCUAGAGCAAGUUGACAAGAUCUCAAUGCAGGCUUAUCAGCCAUGUGGUUCACCGGAUCAAAUCCAGAUGCAUCCCCAGAGCAACACUGGUCACUCUACACCCAUGACUCCUGCGGCUCUAACAGGUGAUCCGCUUGUGAGCAUGCCCGAGCCAAUGAUGGGGUUCCUCCCGCCAUAUUUAAUGAGUUACCACCCUGCCAUGGUGCUACAGCCACCCCCCUCAGAUCAAAGAUCUCCCUUGGUCAGUCGUACCAACUCACCUUGCCAGUCUAACUCCCCUAGUAGAGCGGGCUCACCAGGGAGACCGAAGACUCUGCCUCAGUCGUUCAACCGACCUCCGCCCCCCGUCAUCGACCCUCUAAGGGUUGAACAGAUGGGUAAAGAUGUGCCACACAACUUGCCUAAUGCUGGGAAACCAACGUCCAUGGAACAGUUGAGACGGCUGACUGAUGAGGAACUACGAGAGCAAGGGUUCAACAACCUGUCUAUCAACCAGUUCCGUACGUUGGAGACCAAGCUUCAAGCUACCAAUGGUUACAACCUUCCGGGCAAGAAGUUACCUCCCGUAGAACCUGAGCCUGCGCCCGCAGCUGACGUCUCUGCCGCUGGACCGUUGCGGAGGUACAACAGCAUGGACGGCCCACUCAACCCUGCGCCGCCUCAGCCGCAGUUUUACUACCCGUGUAUCACGUCACCGUCGUGUCUGGCGUGCAUGGUGGGCUACCGUGGUGCGCCACACGCCAAGUUCCCUCUGGUACAUCAGCUCAAGUGCAUGAGUCUGGAGAACGACGCCAGCCUUCACAACUCCAGUGCUAGUGACUCUGCUAGUGACCACUCACCACCCGACACACCUAGUCUGACCACUGCACCGUUAGAGAGAGGAGGUCCAGCAGAGGUGUGGGAGGAGCAGAGGUUACCAGAGACAAGUGACAGGAUAGUAGCUGGACAUGGACGUUCACGAGGAGCUGGCCGCAGCAGUCGUACCAACCCUCCUGGAAUACAGACCUUGCCUCGGGGCCGUGGACUCAAUCCUGCUCAUAGGCGGAGGGAUGCAAACUCUGCUAAUGGCUCGGUAGACGACCGCAAAGUGUUCAAUAACGAAGGAGGCAACGGCGGAGGGGUGACUUUCCCCUUCACCACCCCGUUGUAUCCCCAGAAUCAGUUCGUACAUGCAGCCGCCUUCCCGUCAUUCACGUCGCAGGGCUCCGUUUACCAUCGACUGCCUCUACAUCAUCCCAACGGAGAGAUGCUGUUCCAUCCGUUGCCGCCACCUCCCACGACACAGUUCCUGCCCACACGGCCUGCGCUGCCGCAUAUGCCUUUCUCGCCCCUUGUCCCUCCGCCUAAGAUCUCUUGUUACAACUGUGGCAGUCAGAGUCACAUCGGCCCGGACUGUCCCGAGGCUACCAUUGAGGAGAUUACCAACAAGGGUCAAUACAAGAUCGACUACACCAACAACUAUCCCAAGCCUGGCGAGUGUCCACCCACACAAGACAAGUGACCUCGCCUCUCUACUAUAGUUACGUCUUCCAGCACCAGCGCAGCGCCAUUGUCACCGUAAACUAUUUAUUUCUAUGAUUACUUUUUGUUUUAAUAGUGUAAUUAGCCUUAUCUGUGCACAUUCUUUUAUAUAAUUUUCUAAGCGUAUAAAUUAUUUAAAGUCUUAACGCUUAUCACGGCAGGUGAAGCUGAUUCGUAUUAUUUAUUGUAGUCGGGAUAUUAUUAUUUUUUUAGUCCGACUUUAUUUAUGUCUUAAGGUGGUCACACCGACUAUAUAGCGUCCCUUUAUGACUCAAAGUAUUUUGUUAUACCUUUUUAUUGAUUGAAAACCGUUUUUAUAUUUAUACUGAAAUAUUUUCUGUAAUAUUAAUCUUGAACAGAUUUUACUGAAGUUAACAACCCGAUUUACACUCACACGAUGAAGCUCUCUCAGAAAGUGUCCUUAUCGACAGAUCGGUGAUGAUCCCGGUACUUAAUCGCUUGCUUCACAUCGUCUCUAAGUGACAUCUACUGUUGAGUCUAGCGUUUCACAACUACGGUAGUGAUUUGUCUGUGUUCAUUGCUGUAAAUACCAUUAAUGUUACAUUUGUGUAAAUAGAUUUACUAUAAAUACUACCAAUAAGUCAUGAAAAAUAUAUUUGUUAAGUUGUAACGUGUGAGUUAAAAAUAUUUUACCUUUGUGUAUUUUAAAGGAAAAAAGAUAAAAAAUAUUUGAAUAAAAA
This is a messenger RNA of Macrosteles quadrilineatus (aster leafhopper), 2995 nucleotides long. Its product is annotated as zinc finger CCHC domain-containing protein 2-like. Gene Ontology annotation, molecular function: nucleic acid binding; zinc ion binding. The record is from RefSeq and is a predicted model, not a curated record. Bases 235 to 2274 code for a protein of 679 amino acids. The transcript is spliced from 9 exons. NCBI's taxonomy places the organism in Eukaryota, Metazoa, Arthropoda, Insecta, Hemiptera, Cicadellidae.